GCGAUGCGUGUGAACGCGCAGGAGUACGGCUCCGUCGUCACGCGCAUCCGCAUGGCGGUGGUGGCCUUGCUUGAUGAUUCGGUUGGAGCGGGGCUUACUGUGGUAUCGUCCGUGCUUCCGGCGAUCAAGGUCCCACAGCUGCCGCUCGAUUCUUUCUUUGAAUGGGAGAGCGUUCCCCUCUUUGAGGGUUCCGAGCCCCCCGCGAUCAAGAAACUGAAAGGUCUUUCGCAACAACACGGUGAGUACUUCACGGAUGCAGGCAUCGCUUACCCUCCUGACCUCACAAACUACGAUCCAGAGUUGGCGACUGUGGUGAGCCCGCUGUGCAACGCGCAGAUCGAG
Messenger RNA from Prorocentrum cordatum, 342 nucleotides. The record is from the annotation of a GenBank genome assembly. Lineage: Eukaryota; Dinophyceae; Prorocentrales; Prorocentraceae.